Molecule: messenger RNA, 3249 nt
Organism: Cyprinodon variegatus (sheepshead minnow)
Lineage: Eukaryota; Metazoa; Chordata; Actinopteri; Cyprinodontiformes; Cyprinodontidae
Gene: wdr27
Product: WD repeat domain 27
Exons: 28
Molecular function (GO): protein binding
Source: RefSeq, a predicted model, not a curated record
AAAGCAAUAUUGCACUUUAUUUUAAAUCACUUUGAACCACAUAAUCCGUCACUAUUACACAACAAGUGGGAGGUUAAAAUGAUAGAUGGAAAGCUGAGUUUGAGUCUGACUUGUGACAAACUCCUGAUUAAUCAGCAGCUCGCUUGCUGCCAGUCUUAUAGUGGCAUACCUCAGCAUGGUAAGAAUGUCCUCAUUUACAGCAACAAGCAGACGCAACAAAAGCCCCUGGUGCUAACAGGUCACCACGAUGACAUCACUGCCAUGACCUUUGGGAAAAAAAGCAGCCCCAUUAUCCUUUGUUCUGCCUCUUCUGAUUAUAUUAUCAUCUGGGACAUUGAAGCAUGUCAGAAAAGAAGACAAGAGGGUAAACUUGCUGCUGGAACAGUGAUCGGGACUUUACUGGGGAAGGUUGUACAUCUCUCAUUCUGUUUCUCUGAUGAACGAGUGGCUGCAUGCUCAGGAACAACCCUGCAUGUUCUCAGUUCAAAGAGACAGGAAGUGAUUCACACAUUAAAGGGUCACCUUGGACCUUUAACAUCUGCAGAGUUCUGUCCCUGGAACACUAAUAUUUUAGUCAGCACCUCAGAGGAUCGAACUUUUAAGGUUUGGGAUUUAAAAACUGGAGGUGUUUUUUAUCAAUCCUUUGUACUCUCAGGAUCUCCCCUACUUAGCGUUUUAUUCUUGGAGAGGGAACAGCACCUUAUCACCGGCUCAACUGAUGGACAGGUGUGGUGCUUUUCUUUUAAUGAUGACGUUAAAUGCCACCUUGUGAAAAAAAUGGACCUUCAGAAGAUGGAGAAAAGACAUGGAGAGCGCCAGGAGACUGUAAGCCAUCAAGGAGGUGUGGAAAUCUCAAAGCCUGUCAUCACAAUGGCUUCAUGUGAACAAUUUCCAGGAAUCCAUUUCAGCCAAGAAAUAAAUAACAGCUGGUUUUGUAUUGGAAGCUCAAAUGGUCUUUAUGUGGUGGAGCUGGCUACUUCCGAACUCCUAACGGUGCUGUAUUUCAAAGAUAACCCCACCCUGAAUAUCAACAUGGUGGGUUCAUGGUCAAUCCCUGCGGUUUCUGAGUCUAUGGUGGUUCUGGUGAGCUCUUUGUUCAAUCCACAUGCUGUCCUGAUAGACUUGUGUUUGAGUGACCUAAAGAAGACAGGAGUAGGUGAUGGAGGCUUUUCUGUCUUCCCAAGUUCUCCUCUACUGCUUGAAUCUCCUUUGAAUGCUGAGUUAAAAAGGAAGGAACCCAGCCACCCUAAAAAGAAAGGAGGUUUAAAGGAAAAGCCUCUAGUUUUUCACUCCAAAGUGAAGUCAUCUGGAUACACCACCAAGCAAAGAAUGACUAUGUUUUCACCACAAACUAAUACUCAGAAGAAAACACCCAUUAAAAAGUCAUAUAAACUUUUAGACUUCCUCCAGAGUAACUACCCAGAGGACAGUGCAGCCCCAACUGAACAACGCAUUGAACUUAACAUUGCAAACAAGCAGGCUUCAUGUCUUCAGUAUUCAGGUGAUGGAAAACAAAUCCUGUGUGGUCUUGGCGACCGGACAGUGUUACUGUACAAUUCCAGCCUCACUGGUAAUCCAACAGCUUUCAUAGGUCAUGACAAGCCGGUGAGCAGUGUGAGUUGGAGCCUCUGCAGACAGUGGUGGCUGAGUGCAGCAGAAGAUCUAUCACUGCGAAUCUGGACAAAGUCUAGCUCCGAGCCUGCUCUUAUCAUGGGUGACACCACGUUCUCUAAACCCAUUAGAGGUGCUCAGUUUUAUUACAUGGACAAAUUUCUACUCCUAACAUCCGGACCCUCUGUCUACAUGUACCUAUAUAACAUCGACAUCACACAUGAUGACAUUAAAAGAUAUAAGCAGCGGAGCGUCAUCAAAUUGGCAAGCUGCUUAACACCGUCAGCCUCGGACAUCACAGCCUUGUCUGCGGUCAAUGAAUUUCACUCAUAUAUUGUUUUAGUGUGUUGUUCAGAUCGGUCCAUUCAAGUUCUGGACAUGAACAAAGGUGCCGUUGGUUCUGUGCUGCCUGACUCCCACAGCAGAGCUAUCCACAGUAUCACACAAAAUAAGGGGUCCACAUUCACCUCACAGGCUCCAGAGUCAUACAACGUAUUCCUCACCAGUGCAAUUACAGAUGGUGUGAAGAUGUGGGACCUCCGUACAAUGAGGUGUGUGCGGCGCUAUGAGAACCAUGUAAAUCGCUGUCAUCCAUGCUCCUGUGCCAUCUCACCCUGCGGCCGGUUCAUCGCCUCUGGCUCUGAGGAUAACUGCGCCUAUGUGUAUGAUAUCCGUAGCAGCACCUACCUCCACAAACUCCAGAGACACUCAGACACUGUACUAAGUGUGGCUUUCAACCCUGCAACACCAGAGUUGUUAACAGGAACCCUGGACGGGAAGCUACGGCUCUACCAGUCCUGCAAAGCGUUCCAUUUGUCCCAUGACACCAGCACUGCUGUGCAUUGAAUUCGCUUUGAAGCUGUACGAAAGUCUUUCUCCAUGACCUCUCCGAACUCUUCCAACGCCCAAGUUUUUGCAUCAGCGACCAGCAGAGCCACCUACACAUCAGCUGCUUCUGGAGUCCCACAGUCCAUGACUAGCACAGAAGUCCAACAACAGAACGCCGCUCGAGUUCAGGUCAGGUGGGCCAUUCCUUCCAACCACACCUCCCCAGGUCUCACUGUCAUUGCCCACCUGUGUGUUGAAGGCCCCCAGAAGAACAAGGGAGUCCCCAGGAGGGGCCCCCACACAUAUGCGGAGCGAGGCCACCCUCUCGUUCACCGGGGUGAACCCCAACGUACAGGCACCAAGAUGAGGGGCAACAAGUAUGCCCACUCCUGCUCAGCGCACCUUACCAGGGGCAACUCCAGAGUGGAAGAAUGUCCAGCCUUUCUCAAGGAGACUGGUUCCAGAGCCAGAGCAAUGUGUCGAGGCGUUCUCUUUCAUACAUUAUCCAUCCAUUUUCCGUCAAGCUUAUCUCUGCUGGAGGCGCAAGGGGUGCUGGUGCCUAUCUCCACUUGUCUUCGGGCAAGAGGCAGGACCUCUGAUCUUCUGGCUCGGACUCCUGUGAACACCUAUGACACCGGAUUUGGCUUCGUCCUCUGGAUUGUCCUGCUUUCAUUCAUCUCCUUGGAUCUGAUCUCUUUCAAGCUCUGCAGUCUUCAAGGCUUCAGCAUUGAUAACUCUCUGGGCAGUGUUCACCGCGUGCUGUUCGCAGCCAUUCGGAUGGAAUCCACCUCUUCCUCUGGCAUGGACUGA